Molecule: messenger RNA, 1425 nt
Organism: Camelus dromedarius (Arabian camel)
Lineage: Eukaryota; Metazoa; Chordata; Mammalia; Artiodactyla; Camelidae
Product: PRAME family member 12
Exons: 3
Coding region: 1-1425 (474 amino acids)
Biological process (GO): positive regulation of cell population proliferation; negative regulation of apoptotic process; negative regulation of DNA-templated transcription
Cellular component (GO): cytoplasm
Source: RefSeq, a predicted model, not a curated record
AUGCGUGUCCAGAGCCCUCCCAGACUCUGGAACCUGGCAGCAGUGAGCCUGCUGAGGGACAACGAGGCCUCGGCCAUCGCUGCUCUGGAGUACCUGCCCGCCGAGCUCUUCCCACCUCUGUUCCUGGAGGCCUUCAAUGGGAGACACAGCGAGACCCUGAAGGCCCUGGUGCAAGCCUGGCCCUUUGUCCGCCUGCCUCUGGGGGGCCUGAUGCACAUGCCUCAGGAGGAGACCUUCCAGGCAGUGCUGGAUGGGCUCGACGUCCUGCUGGCCCAGAAGGCUCCCCCAAGGAGGUGCAAACUGCAGGUGCUGGAUUUAAGGAAUACGGGCCAGGACUUCUGGAACACAUGGUCUGGAGCCAGAGCCCCUGAUGCGUCCUCAAGUUCAUCAAUGGCACCAGUGGCUGAGGACAGUUCAAGGACAGAGCAGCCCUUGCCUGCCUUGAAGGUGUUCAUAGGACUUUCCCUCGAUGAAAGGAAACUGGAUGAAUUCUUAUCCUACCUGAUGGGGUGGGUGGAGAAGAGAGAAGGUUCCAUACACCUGUGCUGUAAGAUGCUGAGCAUUCUUUCAGAGCCCAUUAUGAAUGUUAUGGAUGUCCUGAGAAAGGUGCAGCUGGGCUGUAUCCAGGAGUUACACGUGGACUGCAACUGGACUCUGCCCACCCUGGCCUCAUUUGCUCCUCUCCUGGGUCAGAUGACUAAUGUGCGGAUAUUCUUUCUCUCCCGUGUCCACGUGUAUAUACCUACCAGGCAGGAGCAGCAGUAUGUUGUCCAAUUUACCUCUCAGUUCCUCAGGCUGCACCACCUCCGGGAUCUCUAUAUGGAAUCUCCCUCAUUCCUCGAAGGUCGCCUGGACCAGAUGCUCAGGUGCCUGAAGAAUCCCCUGGACAACCUCUCAAUAACCAGCUGUCAGCUAACAGAGUCAGACUUGGCCCACCUGUCCCAGUGCCCAAGCAUCCGGCAGCUAAAGGGCCUGGAUCUGCAUGGUGUCACACUGACCAACUUUAGUCCUGAGCUCCUCCAAGUUCUGCUGGAGAAAGUUGCAGCCACCCUGCAGGAACUGGACUUAGAUCAGUGUAGAAUCAUGGACUCACAUCUGGAGGCCAUCCUGCCCGCCCUGAGCCGCUGCUCCCAGCUCAAGUCCUUGAGCCUGUGUGGGAACUUCUUCUCCAUGGCCACCAUGGAGAAGCUGCUGCGACACACCGCCGGGCUGCCCAGUUUGAGUCAAGAGCUGUACCCUGCCCCUCGGGAGAGUUACAGCCCUCAGGGAACUUUCCACCCGACGAGACUUGCCUCACUUGGGGCUGACCUGUUUGAGAUUCUGAGAGGCUUAGGACGUCCCAGGACCAUCCAGCUCAGCUCCAGCUCAUGUCCACACUGUAGCAACAGAACAUUCUAUCAUACAGAGUCUGUCAUAUACCCCUGA